Messenger RNA from Pseudomyrmex gracilis, 1870 nucleotides. It is a transcript of the gene Lhfpl, whose product is annotated as lipoma HMGIC fusion partner-like 3 protein. Bases 850 to 1734 code for a protein of 294 amino acids. The record is from RefSeq and is a predicted model, not a curated record. NCBI's taxonomy places the organism in Eukaryota, Metazoa, Arthropoda, Insecta, Hymenoptera, Formicidae. Gene Ontology annotation, cellular component: plasma membrane. The transcript is spliced from 7 exons. Gene Ontology annotation, biological process: sensory perception of sound.
GUGCCACCGUAUUGCACUUCUCGUCUUUCUUUGGAGUCGCAUUUUCCGCUCGUUCUUAUAACUAUCCGCUUGUCACAUGCGUAGUAGCUGCAUGUGCAUGUGUGCAAUGCAAAUUUCGCGACAUGCAGCAAUAUAUUAGUGAUCGCGCCGGUAACGGUCAUCGUUCUAAUUGUAAUAUCAGACAUCUGGUUAGUUUUCUCUUCCUUCAAGCAUUCCGAUAACGUUCUGCGUUGGUCAUCACUUAAAAUCAUCUUUAGAAUUUUCCGCCGAUACCGAAGGUCACAUUAUAUCUGAAUAUUUCGUUUCAUUUAACAUUCUGCAUUCUAUUGUAUUACUUGAACCGAAUAAAGAUGCUUGCGCCGCUCUAACAUAUGGUGUGAAAAUGUUUUAACGCGUUUGAACAUAAAUGUCACGGAUGACGCAUAUUUAUCGCGGAUAUAACCAAAAGAAAUCUGCAAAGAAGUCUGUAAAGAAAGAGCCAUUCAAGUACGAAUUUGUUGUUGAUUGAAGCAGUGAAAGUUCUUUAUUGUACGAGCAAAUUUUCCCUGAUUAAAGUCGCAUAAUUUGCCUGUUUCAAUCUAUUCUAUUGUUGUCAGGCACACUCGGAUGCUGAAAAAUAUAUUCCAAGAUCGACGAUCUUCCUUCUACGUAGUAUAAACAAUCAAAUUGCACUGAGUCUUUAAUUUUCAUUUCUUCUGCGAUUUAAUCGGUAAUUUCUCGCGAUUCUAUGUAUAUAAAUUCCCGGAGAUAACAUUAUGGUUGAAUAAUUUCGCAAGGAAAGAUCUUUUAAACGACGUGGUCAAAACAUCAAAGUUAUUGUAACAAAAUCAGCGAUUUUACAAUAUCACGAUGGGUUCAAAAAUCGAAUAUGUCGAAUCUUCGCAUAUGUACGCGACAAAUUACAUUCGUAAUUCUAAAGCAAUCGGCGUGUUGUGGGGAAUAUUUACCAUAUGCUAUGCCAUUAUUGGUGUUGUUGCGUUUGUUACACCUGAAUGGCUUGGCGAUUUAGAACAUGAGAAUCCGGGAAGAUUCGGACUGUGGAUCAGAUGUAGUUACGGCAAUGGUGAACUAGGAGAAGAAUGUAUCGGUCGAUUGGAUGAUCUAUCGACAAUCGCUAAUGUUCCCUUCCGAGCUAGUACAAUUCUAGUUGGCAUCGCAGUGAUAAUCGCACUAUUGGCAAUUUGCGCGAUGCUCAUGUUUUUUUUCUGCCAGAGUACCACUGUUUUUUAUAUGUGCGCUUGGAUGCAAGUGGUCUCAGGAAUCUGUAUGGCAAUUGGAGUGUGCAUUUAUCCUCUCGGUUGGGAUUCGCCAAUAAUUCGUGCUGUUUGCGGCGCAGCUGCAUCGAGAUACAAUCCUGGUGCUUGUGCCGUGAGAUGGGCGAUACCGCUCGCUGCAAUUGCAGCUCUGGAUGCGACUACCUUGUCUGCCCUUGCGUUUAUUUUAGCAUCUAGACAUGUGAGACUCCAACCAGAGCCUUUCAAUAAUGGAUCUUUGUACAAAGGAGAAGUGAAUCCAGGAUAUGUUAACGAAGCUCAGAGUGUUGCUGGUUCCCGCAAGUCUUUGUCUUUGAGACCAGUUCUUCUGGUUGCUCCACCUGAACAGGACCGCUAUAGCGAACUCUCUAGAGCAAAAUCGCAUUCGCAUCAUAGCUUGUACACAUCAGCACCGUCACAUCCGGUGCAUACUAUGUCCACAAAUACUCUCAAUCACUCGCAACAUAAUUUCCAGCUCUAAAUGAGCUGAUAGUUGCGUAAGAAUUAAAUAGAUCUGUACAUAAAGAUGUGAAAAAGAACAACAUUGUACAUAAAAAACUGGCAGAAAUUUUUAUAAGAUCAAUAUAUUUUAAGUGUAAUUACUUAAACCACUUGCA